AUGAGUGAUAAAAAAGGAGUUAAAGAAGAAAAGAAACCGGUAGUUGUUAAAGAUGCAACUGAUUUGCAAAGAUUCCGCCUCGAAAAACUUAUGAAGAAUCCAGAAAAGCCAGUAUUGAUACCAGAACGACGCAAGGAAAAAACCCUACCUCCACCACCCGACUUUGUUCGGAAUGUAAUGGGUUCCAGUGCUGGUGCUGGAUCAGGCGAAUUUCACGUUUACAGACAUCUCAGGCGAAAGGAGUACGCACGGCAAAAGUUUAUACAAGAAAAGAGUGAAUUGGAAAAACUAGAUGACGAAUAUCACAUGAAAUUAGAUGAAAACAAACGAAAAGCAGAGGAAAGAACUGCAAAGAAAAGGGCAAAGAGAUUAAAGAAGAAACAAAAGGCUAAACAGAAAGCAAACCAACCCAAACUUAAUACAGAAGACAAGUCUUCUCAGUCAGGUAGCGAUAGUGGUUCUGAAGAUAAAAGUGACAGUGAAAACAGCCCAAAAGAUACAGCUACAAUCAAUGCCGAUCAGAAAGAACAAACCAAUGUUGAAUCUUCAUUACACCGAACAUAA
Messenger RNA from Leptosia nina, 564 nucleotides. NCBI's taxonomy places the organism in Eukaryota, Metazoa, Arthropoda, Insecta, Lepidoptera, Pieridae. The record is from the annotation of a GenBank genome assembly.